Molecule: messenger RNA, 1322 nt
Organism: Anopheles merus
Lineage: Eukaryota; Metazoa; Arthropoda; Insecta; Diptera; Culicidae
Exons: 4
Coding region: 513-1136 (207 amino acids)
Source: RefSeq, a predicted model, not a curated record
GAGCUUUAGCACUUGAUUUUAAAAUGUAAAAUGAAUGCUUAAGGAAUUAAUUCUAAUUAGUAGUGCAAAGAUUGGUGAAAAAAUUAUGACGAAACAAUAGUUACGACUAAGAAGGUUCGCCGUUAGUUUAAUAACAAAACAAUCAAAACAGCAGACGUCUCGGUAGAAUUGCCAAAAUAAUGUGUUUGGGAUAUUAUAAAUUGCGGAAAUUUCAUUCUUUUUCAAUACAUGUUUUAUCGUUUUGUCAAUUCUAUUCUAAACAACCGGCUAAUUUCUGUUCAACGUGCAUGGUAAGAUACACUUUGUCAAAAUCAACGUAUGAGCAAGCCAUUGUACUGAUAAUGUAACUAUAGUGAAAAUUUAAAUCAAUUGCAUUAUUGCUAUUUUUUAAUAAUUUAUACUAACAGCACAUCGUUUCAUUUUAGGAUAAAAAUUCGACUUCGAAUUCUAUGGACGGAAGCGGCAUCUACUAUCUCAUCUAACGCAUCUGCAAACGAAGCUGAUAUACCUGCAUGAAGGAAGUUGCUGCAAUAGCAAAAUUCGCCAAACGUCAACGACAGCUUCAACUAACCGUCGGUAUCAAAUCUGCGCAAAACCGAACAAAUAUCCGUAAACCGACGAACCUUCCACAAGGUGCCACCACCACUACCAAACCUAAGGAAAGCAUCACUCCCACCAAGACACCCAGCAUCUCGGACUUAGGCUACGAAAUAGUGCCCGUGCCUGGAUUCAAGUUUCCGUUACAACAACGUUCCGAUGUGGAAAAUCUCGAAAAUGCUAUCCAAAACAAUAAAGAUAUUCGUAAAAAAUAUAUUGCUUUUCUCGCUCAACGUAAGCCCAAACACAUGGGUAUACAUAAAUUCAUUUCCACUGUCUUUUCUGAUGAAGCUCUAAAUGCGUACAACUUGCACGGUUCCAACACAUCGGGCCGCGCCAAAAUACCCAUGAAAACGUACUCGGUGUUUUAUGACUGUUUCAUCGAAGCAUUCGAAAGUUCCGGUUUGAAUGAGCGCGAGCUACAAUCCCAGCUAACGGCAGCUAUCAAGCAUAGCCGAAACAGGAUGAGACAGCGCAUGUUCCGUGCAAGAAAAAGUCUCGGCAAGAACGAAAAAACCCCCGGCGAUAAAUCGGAAUGAUGGCUGAAUAACCUCUACUACAGCAAAUUAACACAAGAGAAAGUGUAAAAAUACGCGCAAGCUAAUCCCCGAAAUCCACGAAACCCUUUAUUUUGUAGAAAGAGCGUAAAGAUUUACCUUUUGUAGAUUCUAAUGGUCACUGGGCUGAAAUUUAGCCAUGAACAAUAAACUUUCUUUUUUAAUAUA